Molecule: messenger RNA, 2041 nt
Organism: Hibiscus syriacus
Lineage: Eukaryota; Viridiplantae; Streptophyta; Magnoliopsida; Malvales; Malvaceae
Product: ATP-dependent 6-phosphofructokinase 3-like
Exons: 13
Coding region: 463-1899 (478 amino acids)
Biological process (GO): glycolytic process; fructose 6-phosphate metabolic process
Cellular component (GO): cytoplasm
Molecular function (GO): 6-phosphofructokinase activity; ATP binding
Source: RefSeq, a predicted model, not a curated record
CCAUCCAAUGUGCGUAAUCACACCCGAAAAGAAGCCAGUUUUUCUAACCAAGAAAUAAAGUCGAACCUUCGUCUUCAUCACUGUGAAUGGUACAGUCAACACAACCUGGGAUAGGAAACCAAUAAGGAAAAUAAAAGGCAAAGCCCUACGAUUGUGAGCUUCUUUCGCUUUUCUCUAAGCGUCAAAACCACACAAUCAAUCCACGAGAGGGGCGGAACCAGGUUUUCUCGUAGUCAAACAGCUAAUUCUCCUAUAAAUAUGGGGUUUUCUCGUUUUUGCCUUCGUUUCCAAGAACUCGUCCCCAUGUCCCGUUGAAUGGAUUCUCUUCUCUCCCGUUAAAUCUGGGUAUCUUUAAUUUGUGAAAGUUGGUUCGGUUAAUUUCGGUUCUUAUUUCGUUGUUUGAGCGGUAGUAGCAGCAGCAGCAGCAGCAGUAGUUCUGGUGGUUUGAAGAUUGAAUGUUCGAUGGCUUCUUCCGCUUGGCCUGAGACACCUAAGCCUAAAAUCAUUACCGGUCCCGGUGGUUAUGUUCUUGAAGAUGUUCCUCACUUGUCGGAUUACAUCCCUGAUCUUCCCGUUUAUACCAAUCCGUUGCAAGACAAUCCGGCAUACUCAGUUGUUAAGCAAUAUUUUGUCCAUGUAGAUGACACCGUUCCUCAAAAGAUUGUUGUUCACAAGGAUAGUCCCAGAGGAGUGCAUUUCCGACGAGCUGGACCACGUCAAAAGGUAUAUUUUCACUCUGAUGACGUACAUGCCUGUAUUGUAACCUGUGGUGGUCUUUGCCCUGGACUCAACACCGUGAUUAGAGAGAUCGUAUGCGGCUUGUACCACAUGUAUGGUGUGAAGAAAGUUAUAGGGAUAGAUGGAGGAUACAGGGGGUUUUAUGCUAAAAAUACUGUGCAUUUAGAUCCCAAGGUUGUCAAUGAUAUCCAUAAACGUGGUGGAACAAUCCUUGGAACAUCACGAGGUGGGCGUGAUACCGCAAAGAUUGUUGACAGCAUUCAGGAUCGAGGGAUUAAUCAGGUUUACAUUAUCGGUGGAGAUGGAACUCAGAGAGGAGCAUCUGUUAUUUUUGAGGAAGUUAGAAGGCGUGGUCUUAAAGUUUCAGUUGUUGGAAUACCUAAAACCAUUGACAAUGAUGUCCCGGUUAUUGACAAGUCCUUUGGCUUUGAUACUGCUGUUGAGGAGGCUCAACGUGCCAUUAAUGCUGCUCAUGUUGAAGCUGAAAGUUUUGAGAAUGGCAUUGGCCUUGUGAAGUUGAUGGGUCGCUACAGUGGUUUUAUUGCAAUGUAUGCUACCCUUGCAAGCAGAGAUGUGGAUUGUUGCUUGAUACCGGAGUCACCCUUUUAUCUUGAAGGACCCGGAGGACUUUUUGAAUACAUUGAGAGGCGACUUAAUGAAAAUGGCCACAUGGUUCUCGUGAUAGCAGAGGGUGCAGAACAGGAGCUGCUUGCUGAAUCAAUUACACAGAAAGAUGCUUCAGGAAACAAGCUUCUCCAGGAUGUUGGACUAUGGGUAUCACAAAGGAUCAAGGAGCACUUUUCAAAAGAAAGGAAGAUGACCAUAAACCUCAAAUAUAUAGAUCCUACUUAUAUGAUUCGUGCUAUUCCAAGUAAUGCAUCUGACAAUGUUUACUGCACACUUCUUGCUCAAAGUGCUGUUCAUGGAGCAAUGGCCGGGUAUACCGGAUACACAAGCGGUCUUGUCAACGGCAGACAGACAUACAUACCUUUCUACCGGAUUACUGAGAAACAGAACAAGGUUGUGAUAACAGAUAGGAUGUGGGCAAGGCUUCUGUCUUCAACGAAUCAACCAAGCUUUUUUCACCCCAAGGAUAUCAUCGAAGAUGAGGUCGAUGAAGCAAGUCCAUUGUUGGAUAAUGGAAACUGCAACCCCAGUUGAAGUUGAUAGUUUACCAAUGCUCACGUGCAGUGCGUAGAUUAUAAUAAGUAAAUUAGCCAGCUGCCUAGUGUUCUUCCAUACAUCCUAAAAUGAUCCUGUUGUGUUCUAUUCAGCAUGCUGAUUUUCAGGUUUCCGGCUUGAA